Dentiscutata heterogama is the source of this 333-nucleotide messenger RNA. NCBI's taxonomy places the organism in Eukaryota, Fungi, Glomeromycota, Glomeromycetes, Diversisporales, Gigasporaceae. The record is from the annotation of a GenBank genome assembly.
AUAUUUAAAUUUAAAUGUCAUCAUCAAACACCGAUGGGAAAUAAUAUUAUAUUCACUCAAGAUGGUGGGGUUGAAGAAUAUAUCAAUUCUUUUUCUAUUAAUCUUGAAUCAUCCAAGGAAAAAAUAUUAGCAAAAUAUGAUAAAAAUUAUUUAAAUAAACGUUCACAAGUACCGAAUUCAUUCAUAUUAUACAGAAGUGAAAUUUCUAGUAUGCUUAAAAAAAAAGAUAUUAAACAACAAGAUUUGAUUUCAGGGUUUAUUGCAAAAAGAUGGAGAAAUGAAGAUGAAACAGUUCGAAAAUGGUUCGAGAAUAUAUCAAAUAGUUUAAACUAA